This is a messenger RNA of Wyeomyia smithii (pitcher-plant mosquito), 1595 nucleotides long. RefSeq lists its product as uncharacterized. Gene Ontology annotation, molecular function: zinc ion binding; DNA binding. Gene Ontology annotation, cellular component: nucleus. The record is from RefSeq and is a predicted model, not a curated record. The transcript is spliced from 3 exons. Bases 155 to 1330 code for a protein of 391 amino acids. NCBI's taxonomy places the organism in Eukaryota, Metazoa, Arthropoda, Insecta, Diptera, Culicidae.
CAACGCAAAUGUUUCUCUUCCUUUUUAGUUUACUUUUUCUUAUGGUGAGUUUAUAAAAAUCAAAACAAAACACGACAGAAUCAACACCGAAUUGUAAAAUCUAAAACAAACUUUCAAGAACUGUAAUAAUCUAGCAAUUUUCUGUUGCAAAACUAUGUCUGAGUUAGAAGAACUAGAUUGCUGUCGAUUGUGUUUUUCGCAGCAAGACUUAACGGAUGAUCUGUUUCCGGCAAAUGGCCAACCCAAUAAGGUGUUGAUAGAGAUGAUACAGGCGUGUACUUCGAUUCGAAUCACUUUCGAAAAAGAUUUUAACAGUCCAAUCUGUAGCGAUUGCGUGCGUAUGGUAAAACAGUUCCACUCAUACCGUCGGAAAUGUUUGCUCAAUGACAGUGAACUGAAGCAAUCCCGUGGAGAGUCCGACAACUUGGAGGAUUCCGACCCACUGUCAUGUGGGCAAUUUCAGCCUGAAACGGAGUAUGAGUCUCGGGGUCGGUUCCACGAGCGAUUGAAACGCCAAAUUAAGUGCUUCCUGGAAAGACAAACUAAGAAAAUUGAACGAAUGGCGCUAGCGAAACUGAAUUAUGAACUAUUUAACCGUGAAGCGGAUGCCGAUUAUGAACUGGAGUUUGAUAUUUCUGAAACACUCACAAAGCAGGAAGCUAUGAGUGAACAAGACCUGGAUGUUGACUUUCAACCGUCGUGUAGUGAAAAAAGCAAUGUCGACUGGAAGAAAAAGUAUUUAACGCUUCAGAAAAACAAUGAACUUUUACAGAAAGCAUUUCAAGAACAAAAGGAAAGGAUAAAAGCAACCGAACAACUGUUCAAAUCUUCAAUCAGCUCAAUAAACGACUUGAGAUUUAAAGAACACGUCAGCCCGCAGCAGCCAGUUCAGGGAGGAUUUACUGGCCAUGCAGCUAUUCCAGAAAUUUCAGUCGAGUUUCUGCAAAAUAUCAAUCACGAAUCCGGGUCGGGCGAGAAGGGGGACCGUAACUUUGUGAGCAAACUGGCCGUAGCGGUAUUCGGGGAGGAUACACUUGCAAAUUCAAGUGUCACAGGACGACCUUCCAAUGCUCACAACCAUUUACCCCCGAAGCCGCCACUGUGUCCGCAGAAAAUCGCUGCCAUUGGAUUAAAACUUUUCGAACGCGUCCAGCUUGAGGUAGGACCCAUGAACCAGGAAGAGCUACUCACCCGAUCCCACGAGAAGCUAAUCCGGCUGAUCAUCUGUCAAAAGUCUAUGAAUCUGAGAAAACAGUAUGUCAAACGAGGACUUCACCUUGAUGAUCUUGAACCAAGCCCGGAAGCUGGGCGGAAAAAAAUGCGUCGCUAGUGCACCCAUUAUUUUUAAAAUCGUCUAUCGAUAGUACAAGAUUGGUUUAUGCAUUAAAAAUUUUAUGUCAUUUCGAGGAAAACUUUAGCAUUUUGACAUAACACGAAAAACUUCUAUUGGUUUCAUGUUGGUGGAUCGUCACCAUUAGUAACCCAUAUUUGAAAAAUAAUAUUUUUUCUUAGUCCUAAUUUUAUUUUCUAGUUUUAAACAACUUCGCAUGACGUGAAGUAGGUAAAAAUAAAUAAAAAGAUUCUAAUAAAACUGC